Molecule: messenger RNA, 6695 nt
Organism: Strongylocentrotus purpuratus (purple sea urchin)
Lineage: Eukaryota; Metazoa; Echinodermata; Echinoidea; Camarodonta; Strongylocentrotidae
Product: formin-like protein 3
Exons: 25
Coding region: 314-3475 (1053 amino acids)
Biological process (GO): cortical actin cytoskeleton organization; regulation of cell shape; cell migration
Cellular component (GO): cytosol
Molecular function (GO): actin filament binding; small GTPase binding
Source: RefSeq, a predicted model, not a curated record
UGAUUAGAGUUGUCAAUAGUGUCGGUCACAAAGGGAAGGUGAAUUGAGGCUGUGACACCCGUCAAGUCACACACACACCACCGAGAACGACAACAGACCGAUCAGAGACAAUUGCAUAAACCAGAGGGGUAAUAAGAAUAAGCUCGGUUUGGAGUUUGGGGUGUGACCAAGGUAAAAGCAUGCAUGAGACUUCUUCAUGAAAAAAUCCGUUGGAAAAUUUGAAAUGGAAACAUGAAUACUAUUCAAGCGAAUUUAUUUGGAGACUGUUUGGUCUUGUUCUAAUCUUGGGAAUUAACAUUUGGAAUACCUCGCCAUGGAAACCCCACCAACAGAUGCGAUGACAGAUAUACGGCCUCAACCCAGGCCAGAGGUUAUAGAGCGUCGGUUUACACGGCUGAAGAGCAACAUGCAGAGUGGACCCGAUCAGAUCCUGCGCAUGGAUGGCCUCAGCAUAGAGGAAAAAUGGCGAAUCAUCAAUGAUGAGCCGUCGAUGAAGUCGUCGUUACACGAUGUCAAGUAUUACAGGACGCAGCUUGAAGGCCACAUUGAACCGAGCAUCCACCUCGAGGCCACCCUGAAGAAGUCGUCAUGGAAGAAGGCGGUGAAGGUCCUCGCCCCCGUCAAGGAAGUCAUCGAGGACCUCAAAGAAGACCUCCACUCCGCAAAAACCGAUUUCCUCAAGGCCUUCAUCUCAGAAAAAGUAGGUGGUGUCCUGCUGCUUUCUAAAUUCCUGAGCCAAACCCAGGAGUUGAUAGAGAAGGACAGGAACCAACAGAAUGCCAACAACUCAGCAUCGAUCCAGUCAGCAGGUCGCACCUCAACGCUGGAUAAAAAACUACUCAAACUUCUUGAAAACAUCAAACGCACAACAGUGGAAGAAUCAGACGCAAUGAAUUGCUUGCGAAAAAUAUCUGAAGACAAGGAGGGGCUAGCGAUCAUUAUGACAGCACCAGAGGUGUUAGAAAUAAUCACAUCCUGUAUAGUCAGUAGAUCUCUAUCAGCUCGGCUCUAUGCUUUCAUGGUUUUGAUCGCAGUUUGUGAAUCAAGAGACGGUCUGAACCGAGUGCUUACCGCCUUGACUAAGUUCCGAGUGAAGAUCCGUGAGAAGGUCCGCUUCUACGCCGUCACUCAGAUGAUUUUCCUGGAGAAAUCGAGGGUAGAACUGGUGACGAUUUGUCUUCGAUUUAUCAACACGAUGCUUAGUUCUACCACGGACAUGAAUAGACGAGUCUACUUGCAAUAUGAGCUGGAGAUGGCCGAGUUCAAUCCAAUCAAAUUAGAAAGGAUAUAUCGUCUGGAAGGCGAAUUGCCGCCAUCGAUCAAAUUGGAGUUAGACGCAUGGCACAGUCGUUACAUCAGUAUUCAAAGACUUCAAGAAAAUCUAACGACAAUCGAGACAAGGAACGCUCUGUUGAGAAAAGAGGUUGACCGACAAGGAUCUCGCAUGUCAGACUACGAGUAUGAGAACAAGGCGUUACAAACCAAAAUUCUAGAUCUCGCUUCAAGGUCAGAUGACUACAGGGACAGGGUCAACGAACUCCAAGACACCAUCGAAAAAUUGACGAGGGAAUACACCAAGAAGACAGGGCAGCAUGCGGAGAAACAGUUCAGCAACUUCAACAGCCUGAUGAAACCUCUGGAACCCGAACAGGAGGGCGACGAGGUGACCGUCAUCAUCGAACCUCAGAAGACCGGGGAAAGGAAACUCGAGAGGAAGAAGUCGGUCCUCGGUGACAAGAAGAAAGAAAUUGUGAUUUCCAAGCCCGCAGCGAAGAAGAAGUCCCAGGCACCGCCCCCUCCCACACCGCCACCCACCCCUGAAAUACCAUCCAGCCCAAGCAAACCAGGCGUGCCCGGCGUGCCCUUGCCUCCGCCUCUAAUGGGAACCAUGAGGAAGAAUAGGAACCGACUGAUGUCCAAACAUGCCUUGCCAAUGCUCAACUGGAACACCAUCAAAACACCAGGAAAUACAAUUUUCAAGGUAUUGGAUGACGAGAAUGUCUACGAUGAGUUGGACUUCGAGGACUUUGAGAAUCAUUUUAGAUUAAAAGAAGCCUCGGCGUCGACCGCGACGAUGGAUAAACUUAGAAGAAUUCAGGAGAAAGAAGCGCUGAAGGUCCGGGUCGUCGGCGACAAUCGCGCCAAAAAUCUGAUCAUCGCACAACGUCGGAUCGGGUUAGCUCCGAAGGAUAUCCGAGGCUUCGUCGAUCGCUGCGACACCACAGGUGUGCCCGGGGAAUAUGCCGAAAUUCUCCUCAACUUCGUUCCUACAAAAGAAGAGCUCAAGAAACUGGCAAACAAUGCAGAUAAAUAUGAGGAGAUGGGAGAGGCAGAACAGUUUAUGUUCCAGAUGGCUAGGGUGGACCGAUACGAAUCGAAGCUGAGGUUAAUGACCUUUAUGGGCAUCUAUGGCGAGCUGGUAGUCACACUCAAACCAGAGAUACAAGCGAUCGUCAAAGCAUGCGAUUCCAUCGUUACAAGUGGGAAACUAAAGAAACUACUCGAGAUUGUUCUAGCGUUUGGUAACUACAUGAACAGCAGUAAGAGAGGACCCGCCAUCGGAUUCAAGCUUGAAUCACUACAAAGGUUGACGUUCGUGAAGUCAACGGAUCGUAGUCAUAACUUUCUCCAUUACCUGGUCGAGGCGGUCAACCGAUGUUACCCUGACAUCAAGGACUGGUACAACGAUCUCCAGUUCGAUGAUCUCAAGUCAGGAUCUCUGGAAGCUCUGACAAUAGACAUCCAAGGACUACGUAAAGGCCUGGAGCUUGCCAAGUUUGAACGGGAAAGACAGAUGAACAACCCUGUCAUUGGACAGUUCUACAUAGGCGCAGCGGACACCAUCCACGCCCUCUCGGAGGGUUUCAAGAAGAUGGAAGAGAUCUACCAGUACACCUGCAAGAUGUUUGGUGAGAAUGCCGACCAUGUCGAGCCUGUCAACUUUUUCAAGCUCUUCAAGGGUUUCAGAGACCAGUAUCGGGCUGCUGAAAGAGCGAACAGUAAACAACCAAUUGAAGUAGCUCCCAAACGUAAACCAGCCAAGAAAAAGGACUCUUCCAGCACCAAGCAAUUCGGCCUUCCGCAAGAACUACCUUCCGCCGGCGUCUCGGGUCGUCUCGGGCUCUUCCGGCGCUCGACCCAGAACAAGGGCUCAUACGAGGUCAAGACCAAACCAUCACAACAGACAUCGUCAGCGCUGCCGUCGCCCGACGAAUCGUCAACGAAUUUGAGACGGGAUUCACCGUCGUCCUCCGACUCGGGCAUUGCAUCAAUGGCGUCAUCGGGCGAUAGCGGUUCAACGCGAAGCAUUCCGUAUGUGACAGUGGACGGCAACGAUUCAUCGAAGACUGGAGGGGUCGUCAUGACUGCCAACGGACAUGAACAUAAUAAAACGCAGACGACCGGUGCGGAAGGCGGAGACAAUGCCGGUGACGGGAAUUCGAAUUUCUGGGGAUUAUUCAGCGGACUGAAGUAAAUAACUCCAGUAAAAGCUAGAACCCAUUCUUAUACUUGAGCGUUAUCUUACGGAGAUGUAAACAUGAUCUACUUUGUUUCCAGAUAACACUAUUCUGCACCCAUUCAGCAGGAAAGAGCCAGUGUUCAUUUCUGCUUCUUUACAUAAGGCCAUUCCUUUAAUGGAAGACUGUGACGUCUCACUUGUAUUCUUUGCUCAAAAUGAUGGACAGAGGCACUAACCGUGAAAGGUUCAUUGUGAAAUCGAAAAAGAAUUAUUCCAUGUAAUGAUGGUCCUGCUUCAAUUGUGGACUUGAUCGUUCCUGGCACUAUGAAGACUUUACAGUCAAGUUGUAUGAUUAAAGACUUUAAAGAUACAACUUUGUAUGAACGUAGAAUAUAUAAAGUAUUUAAAAAGUAAAGUAUUUAGGUCGAUAACUUCCGAUUUUCAAAGCUUUAUUUUUCUAGUUGUCAGAGAGCUGUUAUAUACUCCUCUGACGGAAAUUUAAGUAGCAUAUACUUGAAAUUAUUGUAAUCUAUGGCUAAUAAGCCUCCUUUGAUAUAUAUUUCAUCUAUUUCAUUUUUCACUUCCGACAGGGUCUUUAAAGAUAUAAAAGAUUGCUAUGUUUUAGUAUGGAAAAUAGUUGAGAGUGAGAGAAUAAGAGAGAGAGAGAGAGAAAGAGAGAGAGAGGGGAGAGAGAGAGAGAGAGAGAGAGAAAUGGGAUGGGAGAGAGAGAGAGGGAUAGAGAGAGAGAGAGAGAGAGUAAUUGAGAUAAAUCAAAUUUGGAUGGAAACAGGAUCCCAUAUAAUGAUGCAUUCAGAUUAGUUUUUAUAUGAUCAGCAUAAUUCUUUAAAAAGAAUAUUAGGGAUAAAAGGUUUGGUUCAUUUAAAGACAUAAUCUCUUCCUGAAAAGUAAUAAUGGUAGGUGUGAUCAAUCAUGUAUCUUUUCUCUUUUUUAAAUAUAUAUUGACCAAUGGCCAGCUAUGAGUCGAGUGGGAGAGGGGGAAAUGUGAGAGGGUGGGAGGGAGCCAACAUAAAAAACACGACCCCCUACGGUCCUACCAAAAGACUUCCUCCAUAUAAGCCCUCCAUUCCUUACUCAUACGAUUGCCAUAUUGUAUCGCAUUUCACCUAUAUAUUACUUAGUAAAACGUUUACCCCCAAUCGGCUCGCCUAUAUAGCUGAGACGUUGAGCCGUACUUAAUUAUUUCAAAUUCAUUUUGAAUAUGUGUAUUCCACAAUCAUAAGAUGAUGUCACCUAGUCGAUUGCUAGUUUUGAUUUUCAAGGUUUUAGAUUUCGAGUUUUUCACUCCUUAGACAAACACUCACAAUGGCAUUUAAUCUAUACUUUUGUAACCUAUGGCUUGUAAUAUUUCCUUUGAUAUAUAAAAUAUAGGCCCCAUGGAAGACCACUACUUAUUGGUGAAUGGGCUACACUGACAAAGAUUAGAAAUACAUUUAAAAAAAUCAAAAACAAAAAUCAUCUAAUCCAUUUUUCACUUCUGACAGGGUCUUUAAUGACAGGACCCAAUCUUGUCACUGAUUUAAGCUAAUCCCUAGAAGCAAUUUACGUCAUACCCUGUGAGAAAGCAAUUGAAAACAUAGGUAAUUUACAAAAUGGCCCCAGGAUCUAAAUCAUUUUUUCAUGAACCGUUUCUAUAUCUUUAUCCAUUUAAGGGGGGCCCCGAAUUUUCAUCACGGAAUUUACUUUAAUAAAGAAGCCACUUAGAAUUAUAGAUAUUUCGCUGUAUUGGUAAAUUAAAAUCUAGAUAGUAUGAUUUUGGGUCAUAAAAAAACGUGUAAAUGAAUCAUUACAUUAUAUCAUAUGUAGAAAAUGAAUAUUAUGAUAACGGUACGAAGUUUACACGUAGGUAUUAGUUUUGAAUAAACGAUGUUCUAAUCAUUAAUGUUGUGCUUCGUUUAAAAUAGAUUGUAAUAAUUGGUAUGUCUUCCUUUCAUUCAAAACAGUAAUAGAAAAUAUCUGAUUAUGUAUAUUUACAAAUGCAGUCAUUUUAUUUUGUUUAAUUAAUUUUGCAAUGUACAUCGCCAUUUACAGAUAGAUAUGAGGGAAAUAGAUAUAGUAUAUUUCAAACUUAAUCUUCUUAUGCUGGGCAGUAUUUUUGAGAUAUUGUAAAUAUUGCUAUAAAUAAUGUUAAACAAAGAGUAUAAAGAGAAUUUUAUAAACCUAAUAUCACUACUUUAUAUUUAUAAGUACACGUGAUGGUAUAUUCUGAACAUUUCCUAUUGGAAAAGGGGCAUUGUAUUCACAUAAAUUCAAUUUGCGUUCCUUUUUGCAAUUUUCUUUGAAAAAAAAACGUCUAGCGAUUUGAUUUCUAAAAUAUAGUCAUGUUUUCUCAGUAGAUAUAUCGGUCUGAGAAUUUUGCCGCUAAACACAUACAGAUGGGAGGCAAUAUCAGUGUAUGCAUAGUUAUAUCAACACCCCUUGCUUUAAAAUAUUUUCUCAGUGAUUUAAUGUUUAAUUCACCGAGGUUUCAUUCUUUUAAGUCAAACGAAAACCACUCUUUCUGUUAUUGACGUUAUCACCAUGAUUUAUUACUAUUAUUUUUUUGGAGAUAUAUCCUGAUACAAUCAUUAUGCUUAAGAGAUUGUAAUGUUGAUUUAAAAACAAACAGAAUAGUUAAUACAAAUGGCAUCGUAUUAAUAAAUAAUAAUAAUAAUAAUAAUAAUAAUAAUAAUAAUCACCAUACAGAGAUUCCGCAAAUUCUGACAAUCUCUGCAUUACUUUUAUAAUGCAUUCCGUUGUGAUGUAUCACAAAUAUAUCUUGAUUGUCAGAAGUCGAAGAUCAUUAUUAUUCAUAUUUGCAAUUUUGAUCUUUUUUGUAGCAAUCGAGUCGGUAUGCCAUCUGCCAAUAAACACCACUGACAGUUUGAUAACAGGUGUAUUUAAAUGGCUUUUUUUUAAACUUCAGCAAAUGUAUUCUACAUGAAAUUGACGUACUUGUACAUUCCCUUUCAUCAUGAGUGUUUCAAAUCUUUUGAUUGUUUAUAAGCUCGUUUCUAUGACAACACUCUUUGGAACAGAAAUGUAUUCUAAUUCGAGUCUAUGAGUCAGAUUUAUUAUCGAAUACAUGUAGGGGCCAAUAUUUACUAUUGGUAACGACUGGUUUAUUAUCAACGCAAAACUAAUUUGAGCAAAGAUAAUCAAGUACGGCUAUAAAUUCUUUAAAGAGUAUAUAAUUCGAAUAUGAUGCCAUGCCAAAAUAAACGGUAAUAUGAAAACU